CCUUUUAAAAUGUUUUUGUUUUGAGAGAGCCUUACUACUGAAUUACCCAGACUGGCCUCGAACACUGUCUACAGCUCUGUUGAGCUUGAGUUGACAAUCCUCUUGCUCUGUCUGCUUCCAGAGAAGCUGAUGAUUCAGGGGUGUGCAAUCAAGCCCAACCAGGUCCUUCAGUUCCUUUUUUGUGGUUGUCAAAUAAAUCUUGUGUGAGUAAGUGUAUACAUAUGCACAUUUAUGCAAGAGAGUCAGAGGGCUCUAUCACUUUUAGUUUUUAUUCCCUUAAGACAGUGUACUGCUGACCCUGGAGUAGGCUGGUGACUCAUCUAUCUUUUGUUUCCCUCUGCCUCAACACCUGACUUUGACAUGGGUGCCGGGAAUUUGGAUUCAGGCCCUACAUUUGCACAACAAGGGGUCCUAUUUGCUAAAUCAUUCUCCAGUUCCUGGAAACUUGAAUUUUAUUUGUGUGUGUGUGUGUGUGUGUGUGUGUGUGUGUGUAUGUGUGUGUGUGCGCGCGCAUAAGUGUGCAGUGUGUUUGAGACAAUAUCUCUCUGUGUAGCCCUGGAACUUGCUAUGUAGACCAGACUGGCUUCAGAGUCAGAGCUCUACCCACCUCUUCACCAUGCCCAGCUUUGAAUCAUGAAAUCUGAUGCUUGACAGUGCUACAGCGUCUUGUUCUGCACCUUCCACAGGAUGACAGCUGCUAGCAAAGGUUGGCUUUGUUCUCUUCCAUCCAGUCUCCACCAGUUUGCUCUCUGCACUCAGCAGCCUUCCAAGGAAGAGAGGAUCUAGGCUAUGGCUGCUCGUGUCUCUGAAGCAAAAUUAUCGAGCUUGUGGAAAGUUAGGUGAUUGGGGAUUCCACAGAGUGGGAAAGCACUGCCUAACAUGGGCAAGAUCUUGGGGUCUCCAUCCACACUUGGAGGAAUUUUUAGAAAGUAUGGUUUGUGGCUAGCAUGGUAAGUGAAACUCUUCAGUGACGUGAUUCCUUAGAGUUCAGACUUCUCCUUCCUACUCAGCUGAACUCUAACUCUAAAGUGAACCUCAGAUUUACUGAGAAAUGUUUCGACUUGAGCACCGGCCGUCUUUGUGGUGACUUGAGAAUUCCAUGAUCUCUGCUUGUUUGUUUGUUUACUUGUCUUUGCUUGGUUUUCCCAUGUAGCCCUGUCUGUCUUGGGACUUGUUCUAUAGACCAUGCUGUCAUUGAACUCAGAGAUCUGCUGGCUUCUACCUCUUGAGGGUUGAUUAAAGGUGUGUGCCCCCACCCAGCUCCAGUGCUCUCACUCACGCUCUUUCUGAGCCUUCGUCCAGGCACAGGUGCUUCUUCCGCCUGUCAAUUAAUUAACGGGCGACUGCUGUCUUUGUCACAGAUUGCCUGGUUGAUUCUGUACUGGAAACUUAAAGGAAAAGAAAAUAAGAGGAUUCUUCACGGAAAUUCGUAACAGAAAAGAUAUAGAUAGGUUUCUUACAAGCCUCUGUGACUGUUGUCAAAGGAGAGGAUGUGUAGAUUCUGGUUGGGUGACCACAGGAGAAAGCAGCAGAGAAAGAAGGGAGGUUGAGGGGCACUUUCCAUUUCGCACCCUGGAGUUCCCUUGGAGAGAGGAUUGCUUGUAGCUAAGGUAGAGGCUGGAGUUACUGUGAGGCCUCACGUGGUUCCUUCCUUUUGCCACCUUCCCUCAACUCUGCUUUCCUCCGCCUUGGCAGCACUUCAGCCCCACCAGCCACCCUUCCUCUUUGUAGACCUCCUCACAGGGCACUUUCUCUUCUUUCUGCUUUGGUCCCUCAGAUGUAUUUGUCUUUUUCUCUCUUCCUGUACCACACUGGUGCUUUGAGCUGUGAUUUGCUCAUUUUGUGUUGCCUGGAAGUUUGCUGCACUAGAAAAGUCUCCUUGUUUCCUUUCACAUCCAGUAAAAAUGCUGCAAUUUCCCAUCUCCGUCUCUGUUUUCCUUCCCCUUGGAAUUGUGGCAACCAUGAUACCUGAUUGAGCAAAAGCAAGAAGCUUGUUCUUAGCCAAAGAGAGAAGUGUAAGAUCAACUUGAGAGUCACCCUCUCUGAUCUUAUAGUGACAGGGUAAGAGACGGGGAUACGGGCUUAUGAAGGGGGAAAAUGUUCAUAUGGUCUUCUGGGAAUGGGCAGGAGUUUUCUGGGGAGAUUAAACUGCCUCUGGCCAGGCGACUUUGGCACACGCUUUUAAUCACAGAAACUGAGGGGCAGAGGCAAGUGAAUCUCUGAAUUAGAGGCCAGCUUGGUCUACAGAGCAAACCCCAGGAUGGGCAGGGCUUCACAGAGAAACCCUGUCUCAAAAAACCCAAACCAACCAGUCAACCGACCAACGCCUAAGAAACAACAGAACCUCUGCUUCUUUUCUCUCCUUUUUGGGGCCUCUCUAGUUGUUGCCUGGCAACUGCCAACUGUCAUGGUGCUAGGGCCUGUUGGUUUUCAGUAGUGUUAUAGUGGAGUUAGAGAUGUCUCGUAAUCAUCCCGGCCACCUUCUUAGAUCCUGUAGUUUUGACUUGUCCAGAAGAGGGGAUUCUGACUUUUAGGCAGAGGAGUCCUGUAAAUGCAAUGGCUGGAAGAACCCCAACCCCUCUCCUACUCCACCAAGAGGAGACCUCCAGCAGAUAAUUGUCAGUUUGACAGAAUCCUGUAGAAGCUGUAGCCAUGCCCUUGCUGCUCAUGUUUCCCACUUGGAGAAUGUGUCAGAGGAAGAAAUGAACAGACUCCUGGGAAUUGUGUUGGAUGUGGAGUACCUCUUUACCUGCGUCCACAAAGAAGAAGAUGCAGAUACCAAACAAGUUUAUUUCUACCUGUUCAAGCUCUUGAGAAAGUCAAUUUUACAAAGAGGAAAGCCUAUGGUUGAAGGCUCCUUGGAGAAGAAGCCACCAUUUGAAAAGCCCAGUAUUGAACAGGGUGUGAACAACUUUGUCCAGUACAAGUUUAGUCACUUGCCAUCAAAGGAGAGGCAGACAACAAUCGAGCUGGCCAAGAUGUUUCUGAACCGCAUCAACUACUGGCAUCUGGAGGCUCCAUCUCAGCGGAGACUACGGUCUCCCAAUGAUGACAUCUCUGGAUACAAGGAAAACUAUACAAGGUGGUUGUGCUACUGCAACGUGCCGCAGUUCUGUGACAGCUUACCUCGGUAUGAAACUACGAAGGUGUUCGGGAGAACACUGCUUCGCUCCGUCUUCACCAUCAUGAGACGACAGCUCUUAGAACAAGCCAGACAGGAAAAGGACAAACUGCCUCUUGAGAAACGCACGCUAAUCCUCACGCAUUUCCCAAAGUUUCUGUCCAUGUUGGAAGAAGAAGUGUAUAGUCAAAACUCGCCUAUCUGGGAUCAGGAUUUUCUCUCAGCUUCUUCCAGAACCAGCCCACUAGGAAUCCAAACAGUGAUCAGUCCUCCUGUUACUGGGACAGCAUUAUUCAGUUCAAAUUCCACUUCCCAUGAGCAGAUCAAUGGAGGGAGAACAAGUCCUGGAUGCAGAAGCUCUUCUGGGCUUGAAGCAAACCCAGGAGAAAAGAGGAAAAUGAACAACUCUCAUGCUCCAGAGGAGGCCAAGCGAUCUCGAGUGAUGGGGGAUAUUCCUGUGGAACUGAUCAGUGAAGUUAUGUCUACCAUCACAGACCCUGCAGGGAUGCUUGGACCAGAGACCAAUUUUCUGUCAGCACAUUCGGCCAGAGAUGAGGCCGCAAGGCUGGAAGAACGCAGGGGCGUCAUUGAAUUCCACGUGGUGGGCAAUUCCCUGAACCAGAAACCAAAUAAGAAGAUGCUGAUGUGGCUGGUGGGCCUACAGAAUGUGUUUUCCCACCAGCUUCCCCGCAUGCCCAAAGAGUACAUCACACGGCUUGUCUUUGACCCGAAACACAAAACCCUUGCUUUAAUUAAAGAUGGCCGUGUCAUUGGUGGUAUCUGUUUCCGGAUGUUUCCAUCCCAGGGAUUUACAGAGAUUGUUUUCUGUGCGGUAACCUCAAAUGAACAGGUCAAGGGCUAUGGAACCCACUUGAUGAACCAUCUCAAAGAAUAUCACAUAAAGCACGAGAUCCUCAACUUCCUCACAUACGCAGAUGAGUAUGCCAUCGGCUACUUCAAGAAGCAGGGUUUCUCCAAAGAAAUCAAAAUACCUAAAACCAAAUAUGUUGGCUACAUCAAGGAUUAUGAAGGAGCCACUUUGAUGGGGUGUGAACUGAACCCUCAGAUCCCAUACACAGAGUUCUCGGUCAUCAUUAAAAAGCAGAAGGAGAUCAUUAAAAAGCUUAUUGAAAGGAAACAAGCUCAGAUACGAAAAGUCUACCCUGGACUUUCAUGUUUCAAAGAUGGAGUUCGGCAGAUUCCUAUAGAAAGCAUUCCUGGAAUCAGAGAGACAGGCUGGAAACCAAGUGGAAAAGAGAAAAGUAAAGAGCCCAAAGACCCUGAGCAGCUUUACAGCACGCUCAAGAACAUCCUGCAGCAGGUGAAGAGCCAUCAAAGCGCUUGGCCCUUCAUGGAACCAGUGAAGCGAACAGAAGCUCCGGGAUAUUAUGAAGUUAUAAGGUUCCCCAUGGAUCUGAAAACCAUGAGUGAACGCCUCAGGAACAGGUACUAUGUGUCUAAGAAGUUAUUCAUGGCGGACUUACAGCGAGUGUUCACCAACUGCAAGGAGUACAACCCCCCCGAGAGCGAGUACUACAAGUGCGCCAGCGUCCUGGAGAAGUUCUUCUUCAGUAAAAUUAAGGAAGCAGGCUUGAUGGACAAGUGAUUUUUUUUUCCCCUUAGAUACACAACAGCAGUGUGCCUAAAGCAGGUCAUUUUGGUUUUUGUUUGCUUUUGUUUUUUUUUUUUAAUUGUACAUCAUGUGUAUUACAAGAGACUUGUAAUAAUUAGCACUUUUGAAAAACAAACAAAACCUCCUUUUAGCUUUUCAGAGACAUAUUUAAAUGGAAAUCAUAGAUUUUUUUUUUAAUUUUGUGGAAUAGAUUUUAAUCUAUUUACUACUAUCAUGUAAUUUUUCUCUGGCAUGUCCAGUAGCUGACUAUUGCAUGGUAGAUGAUCAGGGGCUUCCUCAAAACCUGUAUGUGAGGAAAUUGCACACAGUACCAAGAUUUGGGGGAAUCUAGAGAAAAUUUUGACCUUGAAUGUCUCCAUUUUUUUCUAAUGGAACAUGAGAGUUUAUUUUAUUCUGAAGGACUUUAAGGGUCCAUGAUACACCUGUGCAGUGAAUGAACUGUGUGGUGUUUGAAGUCUCACUGUAGACUUUUUAUAAGUAUAUAUUUUUAAAACACUCGUCUAGAUGAGGUGCUUUGAGCAGUUCUGAAAAAUGCAGCUUCCAUAAUAGCAGCUGCUUUGACUCCUAAGGAAGGGACUUUUAUAAGCUCCCAGGGCUUUGAUCAUUCUGUCUACCUAUUACAGACUUGAGAAUGCACAACCACUAUUUAAUAAUUCUUGGCAGAUAUGUGUCCAUCUCAUAUUUGACUUUGCUUGUGCAGGGCCCAACUUCUAAAAGAUCCGCUGCCAGGCCACAAAGGUGUCAAUUUGAAAACAUUCAAGGUUGAGUCAAUGUUAAGACAUGUGGCCUACACAUGAACCCAGGGGAGCCUUGCUCCAAUAUGUAAGGAUUCUUUGUAUUUUCUGGUACAUUUAACCCCAUCAACAGUGUCUAUGUGAACAUUUCCCAUUUGUACUUCCAGAUUUAUGUUUGUCUGAGGUGAACUGAAUUCUUACCGAAGUUUAGGCCAGUAUUUUAACACCUGCAUUGUUUCAUUGGUCCAGGCUUCUAUCCCACUAACGUUCUCUGUACAAACUCAUUAACCAAUUUGUCUUGGGACUCCAGCUUAGUGCCUGGAUUUGUGUCCUAAUUACACUACAUAGAGAAGUGGGACCCCUGCCACCCCGACUCUGGGAAAAACCAACUAAUAUACAACCAUAUUAAACGAAGGCCACCUUAGUGGUUUCGACACUAAUUUUUAUGAUGCAAAUUUAUAAACUGAUUUUUUUUGUAAAGGCUGAGGUUUUAAAAAUGUAUUUAAUGUAUGUUUUCUAUCACCAUAAAUUAUAUUGGGUCACUAACAGUCAUUAAAAACAGCUCGCAGAGGGAGUGUGCUUGAAGGGAAAUAUCCUGGCAUUGCUAUCGAGUGCUGCUUCUGACACGGAUGGCAUGUCACAUGUUCAGCGUGUUCACCGAGGAUCACACUGAAGCUGCCUCAACAUUUGGAAGUGUAAGGAACACUUUGGGUGGUGUCUAGACUCUUAAUGAAGAAUGAUAAUACAGGUCGCAUUAAGGAUCUCAGACUGGUUUAAAACAGCUUUGUACCAAUCUCGCUGAAGCGUCUGUCCAGCUUGGUAUCCUGUGAAAGUUUGUUAGACAUUCUUAAAGAGUAUUGUCUUUAAAAUCAGAUGGUCUCUUCUAUAUUGAAAGCAUUUUUAUGUUUUCUAAUUUAAAAUUAAUAUUUUCUUAUAGAUAUUGUGCAAUAAAGCAGAAGUAGAAUGUGGUUUUUGCAAAUGCUUUAAUGGCCGACAAAAACUUUACAUUUGUAAAAUUAAUAUAUUGUACUGGUACAAAAUAGUUUUAAAUUAUAUUUUGAAAAGCUC
Messenger RNA from Rattus norvegicus (Norway rat), 6556 nucleotides. NCBI's taxonomy places the organism in Eukaryota, Metazoa, Chordata, Mammalia, Rodentia, Muridae. The record is from RefSeq and is a predicted model, not a curated record.